AUGGCGAAGGAGCUUCAUGCUGGAGCGAGAGGAGCAAGAGAGGUUGGAGUAGGAGAGGAUGGAGUUGGAGCAGCAGCAGCAGCGGGAUCUACAGCAGAGGGAGCAGCAUUAGAAGGAGGGGGAGGAGGAGGAGGAGGAGGAGGAGGAGGAGGAGGAGGAGGAGGAGGAGGAGGAGGAGGAGGAGGAGGAGGAGGAGGAGGAGGAGGGGCAGCAGCAGCGGCAACGGCAGCAGCAGCAGCAGCAGUGGCAGCAGCAGCAGCAGCAGCAGCAGCAGCAGCAGCACCAGCAGCACCAGCAGCAGCACCAGCAGCAGCAGCAGCAGCAGCAGCAGCAGCAGCAGCAGCGGCAGCAGCAUCAGCGGCAGCAGCAGAGGUGGCAGCGGCAGCGGCAGCAGAAGCGGCGGGGGCGGCGGCUGCGGCAGCAUAA
Molecule: messenger RNA, 426 nt
Organism: Closterium sp. Yama58-4
Lineage: Eukaryota; Viridiplantae; Streptophyta; Zygnematophyceae; Desmidiales; Closteriaceae
Source: the annotation of a GenBank genome assembly